AUGCGGCUGGGCGGCCUAGAGAGGCCGCUGUGUGUGUCGGUUCCCGGUCUCGCAUGCUUGUGGACUUUAUUAGCAAUGGUGACUAUUGAACCCCGUGAAUCAUACUCUGGAGUUCUUUUUGCAGUUGAAAGUGAGGCAAAGGCAAAAACCAGAGUCCGCUUCGAGGAAAUCUUCAGGCAUCAUGCUGGUCUAACAGACACAAAGAAAUCAAAGAAAAAGAAGUUUCACACUCAAGAGAAUAUUGUGCUUGACACCUUUAAAAGUAAUAUUGAUCUAGCUAAGGAGAGUGUGAAUGAUGAAGCGAUUAUAAACAACACAUAUAAUCCUGAAGAAGAGAGCCCUCGAUUUAAAAAAAAUAAGCUGAGAGAGAAAGUCUCAAUUGCAGAGAAAAUAAACAAUGAUAUUCUUAGUGGAGAGCAGGACAUGCAACCAAAGUCUACCAAGAAGAAAAAGAAAUCACUGUUACAGGAACAAUUUAAUGAGGAGGAAAAUUUAUAUGAAACUAAAUUGGAGAGUUUUGAGGAAAAGAUUAAUGAUUUUCCAAAGAAGAACACAAAAAAUAAAUCACAAACAGAUGUACCUCAUCAAGGAAGCAAUAAAAAGAUUAAAAAUUCCUUGACUGAAGUGAGAAAUGUAAGUGAAUUAGAAGAGGAAGAAGAGCUAAUUCGAGCCUAUCAGAUGCAUGUGGCUGAGGAUGAGGCAAACGCAAUUAAAAAGAAAAUAAAAAUGAAACUUAAAGAGCAGAUGUCUGAAUUUACCUCUACUGUUCAAAGCCAUGAAGUUGUAUCGAGCAAUGAAGUGAUCAAAAAGAAGAAAAAGAAGAAAGAAGUAACAGUUUUAAGUGAAACUGAAACAAGCGCAAUGUCCCUUUCUGAGCUACAGCAUCAUCCAGCAGAAGAUGGUAAUGAAAAUCAGUCAUUGGAAAGACUAUCUACAUCAGAAGAACAGAAACUGGAGGAAAGCAUAGAAAAACAAAAAGCUAAAGCAAAGAAGGUUAAAAAGAAAACCAGAAAAGAAGAAAACACAGAAGUUGCUGCAGAAAAUGAUGAGGUGAAUAACUCAGAAAUUUCAGCUCAGUCUAAGCUUGGAUUUGGUGAUGAUCUGGUGUUGGGAGUUUAUAUCCAUCGAUCUGAUCGACUUAAAACCGAUCUCCUGUUAUCUCAUCCUGUGGUUAAAAUUCAUGUUGUUGAUCAGAGAACUGGCUUAUAUGUAAAGAAGGAUCAGAGCAAGAAGAAAGUUUCAUCUCACCAGGAACAAGAACAAAUGGAGCACAUUCUUCCUGUUAUGACACAACCAUAUGACUUCAGACAGUCUAAAUCAACAGUUCCGGAGUGGGAGGAGCAAGUCAUAUUUAAUAAGUGUUUUAGUUAUUUUAUUCAAAACACUGAAGAAAGCCCUCAAAUAAUCCUGUUUUUUGAGAUCCUUGAUUUUCUAAGUAUGAAUGAAGCGAGAGCCAACUCUGAUGUACAAAUGCAAGAACGUGGUUUCCGAAAAAUUUGUUGGGCCUUUCUAAAGCUUGUAGGUGCAAAUGGAGUUCUGAACAUUGAUAGAAAACUCCGUCUGCAAUUAUAUAACCCACCUCCAAGGACCAAGGCACGUUCAAAUGUGGUUGAGAUUUAUGACUGGUGGGAAAAAUGUCCUAGAAAUCGUUACCCAUCAACUUUAUAUGUCACUGUAAGAGGCAUAAAACUGCCAGAUAACGUUGCUCCUUGUUUCCCCUCUAUGAUAGCUGGUCAGCAGGAAGAAAGUAGUGCAACAUUGUGUGAACUCCAGGGAGAAGGAUCUAAAAAAUCACGUGAACCUUUUCCAGAGGAGAAAAAGGAGCCAUUUAAAUGGACAAGAUUGCCUGGACAGGCUUGCCGCAUACCCAACAAGCUCCUGUUUUCCCUGCGAGCUGGAGAUAUGGGCUGCUUCUGUAUUCGUUUCUCUCAUGACGGAAAAACACUGGCAGCAGCAUGUGCAGGAAGGAAUGGCUAUCCCAUUAUUUUGUAUGAAAUCCCUUCUGGACGGUUCCUGAGAGAAUUUUAUGGUCACCUUAACAUAGUGUAUGAUCUAUGUUGGUCAAAAGACAAUCAAUGCCUUCUUACUGCAUCUUCUGAUGGCACUGUAAGAAUAUGGAAAAUUGAAACACAGGCGGCAUAUGCAGUGAGAGUUUUCCCUCAUCCUUCAUUUGUGUACACUGCAAAGUACCACCCAACUGCUGACUCCUUGGUCGUGACAGGAUGUUAUGACUCAGUGAUUAGAAUCUGGAAUGCAAAUGUGAAAGAAAUCUAUGGGCAACUACUACAGGAGCUUGAUGGUCACAAAAGUUUUGUCAACACACUUUGCUUUGAUACAGAAGGGCUCCACAUGUUCUCAGGAGAUAGUUCAGGACUGAUAAUAGUUUGGGAUACAUCUGUCAGAGGAAGUUUUACUCACUGGAAGAUUAAUAAGGAAAUAGCAGAAAAUGAUAUUAAAGGAACACCAAUAAACCAUUUGGAGAUGCAUCCAAAUGGAAAACGUUUAUUAAUCCAUGCCAAAGACAGUACCCUGAGAAUCAUGGAUCUCAGAAUCUUGGCUACAAAGAAAUACAUUGGUGCUACAAAUCACAGAGAAAAGAUCCACAGCACCUUAACACCAUGUGGCACCUUACUGUUUUCUGGAAGUGAAGAUGGAAAGGCUUAUGUUUGGAAUCCAGAAACAGGAGAUCAAGUGGCCAUAUAUUCUGAACUCUCCUUCACAUCUCCACUUCGUGAUGUGGCCUUUCAUCCACAUGAACACAUGGUGUCGUUUUGUGCCUUUGGUCCAAACCAGCCAAUACUUGUAUACAUAUAUGAUUAUAAAGUUGCACAACAGGAAGCUGAACUCAUAAAAGAUCUCAGUUCAUCACUUACCACAGCUGCACCAAGAGGGCCACAGUUCCUUAGCAGUUUUUCUGAAAUUCCUGUACAGAAAAGUUCAGUGAUGUCUCCAACAGAUCAGUUUGUCAGUGUUGCAAGAGCAUCAGUGAGAAUGCAGAAGGUGAAACAAAAACUAGAUUCUGUAAUGGCAAGCUCAAAUCUCUUGCUUCCUGCAUCAUCAUCACUGUCGCCAGACUCCAAGCUAAGACUGCCAAGCACUCCUCUGAAUCCCCUGUAUUCGUUCCCUAAUAAAAGUGGGUGUUUCAGCCCAGUAGGAAAUCCUCUUAGCCGAACACUAUUGGGUAGACUACAGACGAAUGAUGACUGCCUGACUGCCCUGGGACUGAGAGGAGGAAGCAGUUGUCCACUUAGGCAAGAGACAGUAGUGGCUCUUUAUGACUACACAGCGCAUCGAUCAGAUGAGCUAACCAUCCAUCGCAGUGACAUUAUCCAAGUGUUAUACAAAGAUAAUGAUAACUGGUGGUUUGGCAGCCUAGCAAAUGGACAGCAAGGCUAUUUUCCAGCUAAUUAUGUGGCUGGUGAAAAAGAAUAUGAAGAACAACCUUCACGAUUAAUACCAGAUUCUGCUCCUCUCCUACCUGAAGGACCAACAGAGGCAGAGGAAGGUUCUCCAACACUACAUAAGAUGUCACCAGUCAUCAGUAAGUCAAGGGACCUAAAAUGUAGUUCAGAGCAUGACACAAAUGAAGCCUCACCUGCUACACAAGUUGAAAAGAAAAAGAAGAAAAGGAUACAGAGAAAUGAGAGGGAAAAUCAGCACAACUUAAUGGGUCUCGAUACUCCUGUAUCAUCAGUUACCACUAAUGGUGCUGAAAAUGAACCUACAGCCCACAGGGUGGAAUUGAGGAAGAAGAAAAAGGCAGCAAGAGGCUCAAACUUAAGCACAAAUGGAAAGACAAAUACUGCCUUUGAGCCUGAAUGCUAUGAUGUAUAG
Indicator indicator is the source of this 3834-nucleotide messenger RNA. RefSeq names its product Abelson helper integration site 1 (gene AHI1). Gene Ontology annotation, cellular component: ciliary basal body. Bases 1 to 3834 code for a protein of 1277 amino acids. The transcript is spliced from 24 exons. The record is from RefSeq and is a predicted model, not a curated record. Lineage: Eukaryota; Metazoa; Chordata; Aves; Piciformes; Indicatoridae. Gene Ontology annotation, molecular function: protein binding. Gene Ontology annotation, biological process: motile cilium assembly.